Messenger RNA from Elgaria multicarinata webbii, 1202 nucleotides. RefSeq names its product ribonuclease H2 subunit A (gene RNASEH2A). Lineage: Eukaryota; Metazoa; Chordata; Lepidosauria; Squamata; Anguidae. Gene Ontology annotation, molecular function: RNA-DNA hybrid ribonuclease activity; RNA binding. The record is from RefSeq and is a predicted model, not a curated record. The transcript has 8 exons. Gene Ontology annotation, biological process: DNA replication, removal of RNA primer; mismatch repair. The coding region runs from base 45 to 947 and encodes 300 amino acids. Gene Ontology annotation, cellular component: ribonuclease H2 complex.
UUCCUGUGCUAGGUUUCUCCGGUGCUUCUAGGGCGCGCGCGAAUAUGGAUCUGAGUGCCUUCGAACGGGAUAACUCGGUGAAUUGUUUGUUGGAUUCCGCGGUACCUGCCAUUUGCCGGACCGAGCCCUGCAGCCUGGGAAUCGAUGAAGCAGGCAGGGGUCCAGUGUUGGGUCCCAUGGUCUAUGGAAUCUGUUACUGUCCUGUGGCCCGGCAGGGAGAUCUAGAGAGACUGAAAGUAGCAGAUUCCAAGACCCUGACAGAGACCCAGCGGGAAGAACUCUUUGAGAAACUGGAUGCAGCCAAGGAUUUUGUUGGCUGGGCCCUCCACAUCCUCUCACCUAACUUCAUCUCCACUAGCAUGCAGAGGAGAGCAAAAUACAAUCUGAAUGCGCUUUCCCAUGACACGGCCAUUGGCCUAAUCCAGCAUGCACUGGACUCUGGAGUGCAGGUUGCAGAGGUCUUUGUGGACACGGUGGGGCCAGCGGAGAAGUACCAAGAGAAGCUAAAGCAACAGUUCCCAGAGCUGGAGGUUACAGUCAAGCCCAAGGCAGACUCCCUCUUCCCUGUUGUCAGUGCAGCCAGCAUCUGUGCCAAGGUAGCAAGGGACCGAGUCGUGAAAGACUGGAAGUUCUUGGAGGAUCUGGAAGAUGUGGACAUGGAUUAUGGCUCUGGCUAUCCCAAUGAUCCCAAGACUAAAGAGUGGCUCGCACAAAGUCUGGACCCCGUCUUCGGCUACCCACAAUUUGUGCGAUUCAGCUGGAGCACAGCUCAAAUCAUCCUGGAGAGCAAAGCCGUGCCUGUUCAAUGGGACGCUACCGAAGACGACCCAUCCCAGAAAAGCGCACAGUCCCUGCUGAGCUACUUUGCCCGGAAAGACACCCCCGCCAAACGCCCUCCCCACCGCUUCUUUUAUGAGCGCAAGCUUGAGACGGUGACUAGCCUGUAGGGGGCAGCAGAUCAUUCCCUUCUUGCUGGAACCAUCACCUUGCCUGGAUGCCACAGGGAACUUUUCUAAUUUGUCAGAUUGUUUUUAAUUGGAGGUAAAUGCUUUUGAGUCACAGCGGCAAAGGGGACAUGUGAGCAGACGCUUCGAGAGACAGGUGCAGAAUCGGUUAGAGAAAGGGACUCGUAAAGCCUCUCUCUUUCUGGAGGCCUUUGUAAGUAGUCUACUACUUUUUAGUUAAUAAAUUGAAAACCACCA